AUGAAAUUCCUACUCGUCUCCGCUGCUCUCGUGGCCGUGGCAUUCGCCAGCCCAGUCCUGGUCAAGCCAGACAUUACUGGCCCAUCUCCCAUUGUCAACGAUGACUCAUACGAAGCUAUCUUCGUUGACCCCGCUAUCGUCGACAAGGAAGAUAUCAGUGUUGGACCCGCUAUCGUUGAAGGUGAAGAAGAAAUCUCCGUUGGACCCGCUAUCGUUGAAGGUGAAGAAGAAAUCUCCGUUGGACCCGCUAUCAUCGAUGAAGAAGAGGGAAUCGCUGUUGGUCCCGAAUUUGUUGAUGAUUCAGUGAACGCCCCUGCCUCCCCCAUUGUUCAAAUCAUCCUGAACAUCAACUCCCAAACUCAUGUCAUCGACGUGCCCAUCAACGCCGAGGAAGUUGCCCCCACCCCAGUGAUCGUCGUUGACGAUGCUGAAGUAUCUGAAGUCGUUCCCGACCCAGUCCUCAUUGGCAACCCACAACUCCCCGUCGUUCCUACUCCCGUCGAAAUCGGCACCCCUCAACUCCCCGUAGUUCCCUCCCCCGUGAUCACCUUACCCGACCAGCUCAACUAA
This is a messenger RNA of Nymphalis io (European peacock), 570 nucleotides long. RefSeq lists its product as uncharacterized. The transcript has a single exon. Lineage: Eukaryota; Metazoa; Arthropoda; Insecta; Lepidoptera; Nymphalidae. The record is from RefSeq and is a predicted model, not a curated record. The coding region runs from base 1 to 570 and encodes 189 amino acids.